GCGGGUGGCGGGCGCUCCCAGAAUCGCACGUUCGCCCGGGCGGCCAGACUCGUCCUCCUCCCCCUCCUCCUCCUCUCCCUCUCCCUCCCCCUUCCCCCACCCCAUGGUGCCAAAAAUAGAUGGGAGUCGCCUCGCCUCUGGUUCGCGCCCCACGUUCCCGCUCCCCUCCCGGCUCCGGCUCCGGCUCGCCUCCCUCCGCCCGCCCGCGCGCUCACCGCCGGUGCCGGCAUCGCGCGUCUCCCCGCACGCGCGCGCUCGAUCGACGCGGAACGCACCGGGCUCGGGCUGUUCCCUCCGCCUCCGCGGCCGCGAGGCGACCGGCGAGCGGCCCAAGGGAGGGAGACACCGCCGCCGCCCGCCUCCGGCCGCCGCCUCCGCCGAAGGCUCGAUUCUCCCCCGUACGAUCGUAGCAUUCCGGCUCCCCCGCGCGUGACCCCAUGGCUCAGGCUGGGACAUUAAACAUUGUUGUAGGCUCCCAUGUAUGGCUGGAGGAUAAAGAUUUAGCUUGGAUUGAUGGUGAGGUCUUCCGAAUUGAAGGCCGAAAUGCCCAUGUCCGCACUACUAACGGAAAGACGGUUACUGCAAGCAUAUCAAACAUUCAUCCGAAGGACACAGAAGUUCUAUCUGAUGGAAUUGAUGACAUGACACGCUUAUCAUACUUACAUGAGCCUGGUGUUUUGGACAAUCUCGCUGUCCGAUAUGCCAAAAAUAUUAUUUAUACCUAUACUGGCAAUAUUUUGAUUGCAAUAAAUCCAUUCCAAAGGCUGCCUCAUAUUGCUGAACCCAGUACUAUGGAGAAGUACAGAGGUGCAAAUUUUGGUGAGCUUGAUCCUCAUGUAUUUGCACUCGCUGAUGUUUCUUACAGGCAAAUGAUGAAUGAGGGAAAGAGCAACUCCAUUUUGGUGAGUGGUGAAAGUGGUGCUGGUAAAACUGAAACCACAAAGCUGCUUAUGAGAUAUCUUGCAUUUUUGGGUGGACGAUCUAAAACUGGAGGGAGGACCGUUGAACAACAAGUUUUAGAAUCAAAUCCAGUCCUCGAAGCAUUUGGCAAUGCAAAAACUGUUCGGAACAACAACUCAAGUCGAUUCGGAAAAUUUGUUGAAAUCCAAUUUGACCAGAGUGGGAAGAUAUCUGGUGCAGCCAUUAGGACAUAUUUGCUUGAGCGAUCUCGUGUUUGCCAAAUCAAUAGCCCAGAGAGGAACUAUCACUGUUUUUACUUCCUGUGUUCAGCACCAUCGGAGGACAUUAAAAGGUAUAAGCUGGGCGACCCUUCGUCAUUUCACUAUCUCAACCAAUCUUCCUGCAUUAAAGUUGAUGGAAUGAGUGAUGCUGAGGAGUAUCUUGCAACAAGAAGUGCGAUGAAUACAGUUGGCAUAACUGAGCAGGAACAGGAGGCUACAUUUCGGGUUGUUGCUGCUGUGCUUCACCUUGGGAACCUCAAUUUUGUUAAAGGGAGAGAUGCAGAUUCAUCUGUACUAAAGGAUGAGAAAGCUAAGUUCCAUCUGAAUGCAGCAGCAGAGCUCUUGAUGUGUGACCGUGAGAAGCUGGAGAAUGCACUGAUAAAGAGGAAAAUAAAUACGCCAGAAGGAGUGAUUACCACAACAGUUGAUCCUAAUUCUGCUACUGUUAGCAGGGAUGGCUUAGCAAAACAAAUAUAUUGCCGACUAUUUGACUGGCUUGUAAAUAGGCUAAAUGCAUCAAUAGGACAAGAUGCACACUCAGCACGUUUGAUUGGGGUGCUUGAUAUAUAUGGUUUUGAAAGUUUUAAGACUAACAGCUUUGAGCAAUUAUGCAUCAAUUUCACCAAUGAAAAACUCCAACAGCAUUUUAAUCAGAAUGUCUUCAAAAUGGAGCAGGAAGAGUAUAAUCGAGAGCAGAUCGACUGGAGUUACAUAGAAUUCGUUGACAAUCAAGAUGUGCUGGACUUGAUUGAGAGGAAACCUGGUGGAAUUAUCGCACUUCUUGAUGAAGCUUGUAUGUUCCCGAAAUGCACGCAUGAAUCAUUUUCUCAAAAGCUGUAUGAGAAGUUCAAGAACAACAAAAGGUUUAGCAAACCAAAGCUUUCUCGUACUGCAUUUACAAUUCAACAUUACGCAGGAGAAGUAACCUAUCAGUCCGAUCAUUUUCUGGACAAAAACAGAGAUUAUGUAGUAGGAGAACAUGAAGAAUUGCUUAAUGCUUCCAAGUGCUCCUUUGUAUCAGGGUUAUUCCCAUCAGUACCAGAGGAGAACACAAAAUCGUCGAAGUCAUCAAUCGCUAAUCGAUUUAAGGGGCAACUCCAUGAACUAAUGGAGACUUUGAGUUCUACAGAACCUCAUUACAUUAGAUGUGUUAAGCCCAAUAAUCUUCUUAAGCCUGCUACUUUUGACAACAUCAAUGUUCUGCAGCAACUUCGAUGUUCGGGUGUUCUUGAAGCUAUCAGAAUAAGCUGUGCUGGAUACCCUACACGGAAAUUAUUUCGUGAUUUUCUUCAACGGUUUUGCAUCAUUGCUCCUGAAAUUUUGAAAGAAAGAAACGAUGACAAAGUAAUCUGCCAAAAGAUUUUGGACAAAACAGGACUCCAGGGUUAUCAGAUUGGAAGAACUAAGGUGUUCCUGAGAGCGGGUCAGAUGGCUGAACUGGAUGCUAGAAGAACUGAAGUGCGGAGUAAAGCAGCUAGAGUUAUUCAGAGUAGAUAUCACACUUAUGUUGCUCGUCAGAAAUUCCUUGCAAUACGCAACACAUCUGUAUCUUUUCAAUCUAUUGUUAGAGUAAUAUUGGCUUGUAAGCGGCGUGUAUUCCUGAGAAACCAAGAUGCGGCGUUGAAAGUACAGAAAAGUGUCCGCUGGUACCUUGCUUGGAAGUCUUAUUCCAAACUGCGAUGGUCAGCCGUUACAUUGCAGGCAGGAUUGAGGGCUUUUGGUGCUUACAAUGAAUAUGUUCGCAGAAAACAAAGGAAAGCUUCUAUCCAUAUCCAGGCUCGGUGGCGUUGCCACACAGAUAAUUCAAAUUAUCUUAAGCUGAAGAGAUCAGUGUUGAUUUAUCAGUGUGCAUGGCGAAGACGUGUCGCUAGAAGAGAACUCAGAAAGCUUAAAAUGGCUGCAAGAGAUACAGAAGCUCUGAAGGUGGAGAAGGAGAAACUUGAGGAACACGUGGAAGAGCUAACAAGCCGUUUAGGUUUGGAAAUGAAACUGAGGGCUGACUUAGAGAACAACAAAGCAGGAGAAAUCUCCAAAUUACAGGCUGCCCUUCGUGAGAUGGAGCAUCGAGUAGAAGAAGCCACAGCAGUGCAGGAAAGUGAAUCGGCCAAAAGGGCUGUUGAAGAAGCUCUAGCUCAAGAAAGAGAAAAAAUCACUAUAUUGACUAAUGAAAUUGAGGGGAUGAAGGUACUACUAUCAAGAGAACAAGAAGAAAACACUGCAACAAAGAAUGAUCUUGCUAUUGCUCAGGAAAGAUGUGAAGACCUGAAUGGAAAAAUCGAGGUUGCAGAUGAAAACAUCAAGCAGCUUAGAGAUACUGUGAAAAGAUUUGAAGAGAAUGUGACAGAACUAGAAUCUUCACUGAUGACGGAGAAGCAACACAAUGAGGCAACCAGAGGGGAACUUGGUGAAGCACACCAGAGAGUUGAAGAACUACUGAGACAAGUUGCAGAUGCUGAUGGAAAAUCCGCCGUACUUCAGUCUACUGUGCAAAGGCUGGAAGAAAGUCUAACAGAGACAGAGGGCACUUUGCUUUUAGAAAGGCAAGAGAGUGAGGCAAUCAAGAAAUCACUCACUGAAGCUCGUGGAGACAAUGAAGAAUUAGUCCAUAAAACUGAAGUUUUUGAAAAGGACAUUGCUAGGUUUCAAAACAACAUCGAAAGACUUGAAGAAGCUGCAAGAACAUUUGAGACUUCAUUGCUGGCUGAAAAACAACACAGUGCUGCAAUCAUGUCACAGUUAGCUGAAACAAAGGAGGAAAUUGAAGAACUGCAAAAGAAGUUUACAGAUGCCAAUAGGACAAAUGACACGCUUCAAGAUUCUUUGAAGAGGCUUGAAGAAACUGCAGCCACAAGGGAUGCCUUGCACGUAGCAGAAAAGCAAGAGCAUGGUCAAACCAAAGAAGCGCUUUCUAAAUCUCAGGAGAGAAAUUCAGAAUUGCUUACGAAAGUUGAUGAGUCUGAGAAAAGUAUAAAUAAGCUGAUGGAGAAUGUCAAGAGACUUGAGAAACAUGCAACAUCAAGGGAGUCAUUGCUGUUAAAGACAAAGCAAAAUCAGGAUGGCACAACAAAAGCACUAGCUGAAGCUGAAAAGAGAAACGAAGAGUUAAUGAAAAGCUCUGAAGAUUCAGAUAAGAAAAUCAGUCUGCUUGAGGAUUCAGUGAACAGACUAGAAGAAUGUGCUGCAGAGAAAGACUCUCUAUUGGCAACAGAAAGACAAGAAAACAAUGCUACCAAGGAAGAACUAGCCAAUGCCCAGAAAAAAACAAAGGAAUUAGUAAAUGAGUUACAAAAUUGCCAAGAAAUCAGAAAGCAACUCGAAGAAAACAUCAAGAGGCUUGAACAAGAUGCUACUGCCAAAGAUGCUUUAUUGAUAUCAGAAAAACAAACACAUGAGGCGACCAAGAAAACUCUGACUGAAACUCUGGGGAGAAAUGAAGAGUUAAUCAAGAAAAUUCAGGAUUCUGAUAAACAUAGUCUUCAGCUUCAGCUAACUGUUGAGAGACUUCAAGCAAAUGCAUCUGCAAAGGAGGAUUUACUGUUGAGAGAAAGGGAGCAAAGUAAUACAACCAUGAAGGUGCAAGAAGAAAAUCAAGAAAGAAAUUUGCAAUUACUAAAGAGAUUUGAGGAUGUUGACAAGAAAAUUGACCUUCUUCAAGGCACCAUACAGAGGCUUGGCGACCAUACAGAGAAAGACACGUUACUGCUAUCUGAGAAACAAGAGAAGGAUGAAUUGAAGAAAGCACUCACUGAGACUGAAUACAAAAAUGAAGAAUUAACGAUAAAAAUUGGUGAAACCAACAAAAAAAUUGAACAUCUGCAAAACACUAUACAUAUGCUUGAACAAGACAUAGUGGCGAAAGUUGCUUCUUUGGAAGCUGAAAAACAAGAAAAUGACGCGAUUAGGAAAUCUCUUGUUGAAGCUCAGGAGAGAAAUGAUGAACUAUUUAUGAAAAUUAGAGAUAGUGAAUACAAGGCCCACCAGCUCCAAGAUACUGUGCAAAAGCUUCAAGUAGAUGCCAUAUCAAGACUGUCUUCCUUUGUACUGGAGAAACAAGAGAGUGAUGCUGUGAAGAAAGCACUUACUGAGGCUCGUGGAAGAAAUGAAGAUCUAAUAAGGAGAAACGAAGACCUCCUCGAUAGAAAUGAUGACCUUAUCAAGAAAAUCGAAGAGCUUCAGGAGACCAUACAAAAGCUAGAAGGAAAAUCAUCUAACUUAGAGGCAGAAAACCAAACUCUUCGUCAGCAUUCGAUUGUGUCGACUCCAUCUACCGCCAAAUCUCAAGCUUCAUACUCUAAAAUCAGUAUGAUCCAUAGAAGUCAAGAAAAUGGUCAUAUUUUAAAUGGCAACGUACCAUAUGCUGAAAUGAGGUCCUCGUUUGGUCCAGCAGAAACAAGACCCUAUAUGGGUAGUGCCCCUGAUUUGACUAUCCACAGGGACUAUGAUACUGGGGAGAAAAUGCAAAGGGUACUACUUAGUGAAGGAUAUCAGCAGCCCCAGGAUGAUCAGAAGUUAUUGCUUAAGUACAUUACCCAACAUCUUGGAUUCUCUGGGAACAAACCUGUUGCUGCUCUUCUUAUAUACCAAUAUCUUCUUCAUUCGAGAUCGUUUGAAGUUACAAAGACAGGUGUCUUUGACAGUAUCCUACAGGCUAUAAACUCAGCAACAGAGGCUCAAUAUGACACGAGAAGCUUGGCCUAUUGGUUAUCCAACUUAUCGACAUUAUCAGUUCUCCUGCAACGCUCUUUUAGAACCGCUAGGACAGCAGCCUCAGUUCCAUAUAGACGAAAAAUGUCGUAUGAUAGGAUUUAUCAAGCCAGUCAAGCAUCUGGGCUUUCUUAUUUAAGUGGUCAAUUAUUGGAUGAACCUGGUGCAUCACACCAAAUUGAUGCAAAAUAUCCAGCUUUGCUCUUCAAGCAGCAGCUUGUGGAUCUGAUUGAAAAGGUGUAUGGGUUGAUAAGUGACAAAUUGAAGAAAGAGCUUAAUCCAUUGCUUGAGCUGUGCAUUCAGGAUCCAAGAACUUCUCAAGCAAAGGCCUCAGUGACAUCUGCUGGCUUGGGCCAACACAACCAACUCACACAUUGGCUGGGCAUCGUGAAAAUCCUCAACAGCUACUUGUAUCUGCUAAUAGCCAACCAUGUUCCAACAAUAUUGGUCCACAAGUUGCUAACCCAAAUAUUUUCUAUGGUGAACGUCCAAUUAUUUAACAGACUCCUUCUGCGUCGUGAGUGCUGUUCAUUUAGCAACGGGGAACAUAUUAGAGCCGGAUUAGCCCAACUAAAACAUUGGUGCAAUGAUGUUGCUCAAGAGCUUGCAGAUUCAGCCUGGGAAGCACUGAGGCAUAUAAGACAGGCGGCCGAUUUCCUGGUCAUUUCCCGAAAACAAAUGAGGACAUGGAGAGAGAUACGCAAUGAUAUUUGUCCGGCUCUCAGCUUACAGCAGCUAGAGAGAAUAGUUGGUAUGUACUGGGACGACAUGAGCGGCACAAACGUACUUUCAGCAGAGUUCACAUCAAGCAUGAGAGCAACCAUGCAUGAAGAAUCAAAUAGCCUCUCCAGCUUUUCAGUCUUGCUGGAUGAUGAUUCCAGCAUACCCUUUUCGCUCGACGACAUCGCAAAGUCGAUGCCCAACAUUGAGGACACGGUGGAGAGCGACCUGCUGCCCUUUAUUCGUGAAAACCAGAGCCUUGCACUUAUAUUGCAAAGGAGGGACUGAGUAGUUCGCCGGCCUUGGGCGAACGAGGAGUACCUCGCUCUAGGGUGUAUGUAUUCUUGUAGCACAGUAGUAGAAGAUAGGAUGCCAUAUUAAGAGUGUUUCCACCGAGAAUUUCUAGGCUUCUAAAGCUGUUAAUAAUUGUUUGGUUAAGCAGUGGUGCGUCUCUUCUCAGGGCAUCUUGCCUGCAUCACCCUCUUCUCCAUUCUUUGGGUUUGAGUAGAAGCUGUAAUUCAUCAAAGGUGACAGAAACAUGUUAAAUCUUACCGUCAUCUCAGCCGCUUGGCUAUAUACAAGUUCACUUUCUGUACACUGACGGCAAGGAACACAGCAUGCCAGGGCUUGAGGCUGAAAUUGACCGGCUGGAGAAUGUUUUGACCAUAUGAACGGAAAACAGAGAUAUGAUUAAUUAAUCAUUAUAACCCACUAGGUCGAAAAUCCAUCUAUCAUAUACAUGUACAAUUCUUGAAACC
Molecule: messenger RNA, 7363 nt
Organism: Triticum aestivum (bread wheat)
Lineage: Eukaryota; Viridiplantae; Streptophyta; Magnoliopsida; Poales; Poaceae
Product: myosin-17
Exons: 49
Coding region: 438-6893 (2151 amino acids)
Biological process (GO): actin filament organization
Cellular component (GO): actin cytoskeleton; cytoplasm; myosin complex
Molecular function (GO): actin filament binding; ATP binding; microfilament motor activity
Source: RefSeq, a predicted model, not a curated record